AUGAACUCGACGAUCUACACGCGCGAGCCCUGCGACGACGACAGCGCCGCCGACGCGUUCGACUUCGUGGUGGUGGGGGCGGGCGCGGCGGGCUGCGUGCUGGCCAACCGCCUCAGCGAGGGCGGCAACUGGACCGUGCUGCUGCUGGAGGCCGGCGGCUCGGAGACCUACUCCAUGAGCGUGCCCUACUUCAUGGGCCGGCUGCAGCAGACCGAGUUCAACUGGAACUACCGGACCGUGCCCUCCGACACCGUGGGAGCGGGGCUCGACGGCAAGAUCAACUACUGCCCGAAAGGCAAGAUCGUGGGGGGAACCACCGUUUUGAAUGCGAUGUGCGUCAUUCGGGGGCACAGAAAAGAUUUCGAUCGCUGGGAGGCCAUUGGGAAUACGGGAUGGGGAUAUGAGGGCGUGUUGCCGUAUUUUAGGAAGAUGGAAGACAUGCAGAUUCCGCAUUUAAAGAACAGUAAAUACCACGGAAGAGGCGGGCCGAUAAAAAUCGAUUACUUCCCGUAUCAGUCGGAGCUGAGCAAACUAGUCAUCCAAGCCGGAAAGGAAAUGGGCUACGAAGAGUUGGACUACAACGGCGAGAAAAUGACAGGAUUCGGCAGAGUCCAGACGACAUCUUUCAACGGCACGCGCUGGAGCGCCUCCAGAGGAUAUCUCCACCCCAUCCGCCAUCGUAAGAACUUCUUCCUCCGAAAGAGGAGCCUCGUCUACAAAAUACUUAUUAACGAAGGGACGAAGACGGCGUUCGGAGUGAAGUACAGAAGGGACGGGAAAUCCUUCACGGUGUUCGCGCGGAGAGAAGUGAUCGUCUCCGCGGGCCCCAUCGCAGCCCCGCAGCUCCUCAUGCUGUCCGGCGUGGGGCCGAAAGAGCACCUCCAGAAGCUGAAGAUCCCCGUGAUCCACGACCUUCCGGGCGUUGGGCGAAACCUUUUGAAUCACGGAGCGUAUUUGGGGCUCAUCUUCACCACCGACAAGCCGCUGUCGCGCACGCCGCAGCAAGUGUACGGCGACGCAGCGAACUACGUCGACUACUUCACGGCGCAUCGCGGCCCGUUGUCGUCGGUUGGGAUAGAGACUGUGUCGUUCCACGAGCUCAAAGGCACCGAAUUUUACUCGCCCGGGUACCCGCGCUUCGAAAGCCAGUACGUGUCGUCGACGCUGAUCGUCAACAGGGAGACCGCUGGGGGGUUCCGUAUUCCCCCUCAUUUGUACGACACGUACUUCAAGCCUCUCGAGAACAAAAAUUCAUUCCAAGUGUAUGUUUUUGACCUUCGUCCGAAAAGUGUAGGAAAGCUUACACUUGCCGACAACAACAUAGAUACACCUCCUAUAAUUGAUACGAAUGUUUUUGGAGAGGAAGAGGACGUAAAAGUCACCAUUGCCGGUAUUCGAGAAAUGAUAAAAAUGAUGGAUACCCCUAGUUUUAAGAAAGUUGGAGGAAAACUAUAUGAUACUCCUCUACCUGGAUGUGAAACUUACGCUUUCGGAAGCGACGAUUACUGGAAGUGUGCUAUUCAUAAACUUUCCGUGAUAUUCUAUCAUGAAAGUGGAACAUGUAAAAUGGCACCAAUUUCAGACAAAAUGUCCGUAGUUAGCCCAGAACUGAAAGUACACGGAAUAAGAAAUCUGAGAGUUAUUGAUACUAGCAUAAUGCCAUUUAUGGUGUCAGGGCAUUUAUCUGUAACAGGAUACAUGAUUGGCGAAAAAGGCUCUGAUUUGGUCAAGAAGGAUCAUUACUCUGUAGAACAAAUUAAAAGUUCCUAG
Molecule: messenger RNA, 1770 nt
Organism: Gryllus bimaculatus (two-spotted cricket)
Lineage: Eukaryota; Metazoa; Arthropoda; Insecta; Orthoptera; Gryllidae
Source: the annotation of a GenBank genome assembly